This is a messenger RNA of Arachis ipaensis, 1752 nucleotides long. Lineage: Eukaryota; Viridiplantae; Streptophyta; Magnoliopsida; Fabales; Fabaceae. The record is from RefSeq and is a predicted model, not a curated record.
UGGUCUCUGUCCUCUCUUUUGUUACUUUCAUUCAUUCCUUCAGUCAAAGAAAACACAAAGGGAAAACCCUAGCUAGCCUCCAUCGCGGCCGAACGGAGUGACCCAUUGCCACCCUCCGUGGCUGUCCGAGGAGUCUCUCUUUGUACUGUCGGCGUUAUCCAAGUCAAAUCCCCUGUUCGAUGUCUUCUUCCUCGCUCGGCGCCCAUCCUCCAUUUGUCGUCCUGUCGCCAUCGUCUCGUCGCCAUUGUCUCGAAGUUCUACACUGAUAAGAAGGUCUCUUUUGUCGGAGCGAUUGGGAAGAUUUCUUCAAUUUAAUACUAGAGUUCUUGGAUGAUGGUAGCAAAGCCUCUGUGGCAUUCUCACAUACACCUCGUUAAGCAAACACUCGCCGCUAUAAUCAAAGACCUUCCCUUACAUGCUCAUCGACCUCCUUCCCCCUCUCCCUCAUGGACAGAAGAUGCUGUUUCACAAGUGAUUCGGUUCAUCCCCUCAUGCUUCUUUAGGUCCCCUCGCUCGAUUGGCUGCCAAACCAGUUUCCGACACCGCACUCCUCUCCGACAGCGCAACCUCAAUGAAGAACAACGAAAGUUCCACCACAACCUCCUUGUGCUUGGCCCUGCUGCACACAGGGACCCCGGCAGGGUGAACCUUGGUCUUCACAAAGCCCUCCAGUUCUUCCGAUGGGUCGAGGCUCGCUUUGGGUUCCACCACACUGAGGUCACGUGUCGCGAGAUGGCAAUUGUGUUGGCCAGAGCAGAUAGAUUCACUGCUCUUUGGGAUUUUUUGAAAGAGAUGUCUGGAAAAGAGAGUUCCAAGCUUGUGACCACCGAGACCGUUACGUGUUUGAUAAAAGUCCUAGGAGAAGUAGGGCUGGCUAAUGAAGCAUUGUUUGCAUUUUAUAGGAUGAGGCAGCUUGACUGCAGACCGGACAUUUAUGCUUACAAUACAUUAAUUAAUGCGCUUUGUAGGGUUGGGAAUUUCAGGAAGGCUAGGUUCUUUCUUGAGCAGAUGGAGUUGCCGGGGUUCCGGUGCCCACCGGAUACAUUUACUUAUACCAUUUUGAUAAGCUCUUAUUGUAGGCACGCUAUACAAACCGGGUGCAAGAAGGCCACAAGGAGGAGGUUGUGGGAAGCGAAUCACCUUUUCCGGCUCAUGCUCUUCAAGGGAUUUGUUCCUGAUGUUGUGACUUACAAUGCCUUAAUAGAUGGUUGCUGCAAGACCUAUCGCAUUGCGAGAGCAUUGGAGUUGUUUGAGGACAUGAAGAAGAAAGGAUGUGUCCCUAAUAGAGUUACUUAUAAUUCUUUAAUAAGAUACUUCAGUGCAGUGAAUGAGAUUGAUAGAGCUAUUGAGAUGUUAAGGGAUAUGCAGAGGUCGAAUCAUGGAGUACCCGGUUCGAGUUCAUACACACCUAUCAUUCAUGCCCUUUGUGAAGUUGGCAAGGUUCUUGAUGCUUGGAAUCUUCUUACUGAGAUGGUUGAUGGAGGGUUAAUACCUAGAGAGUAUACAUAUGCAUUGGUUUGUGAUGCAGUUUGCAAAGCAGGUGAAAGUAGCUUGUUAGAGGAUGAAGUUCAUAAGAAAAUAAAAGAAUGUAUUAGGAAUAGAUACAGGCAAACAAUGAAAUUCAAACCCAUUAUGGUUCGCAAGGGGUAUCCUGAGAUAGAGGGCAUUUGAAUAAUUUGUAAUUACAUUAUUUAUACCAAGGUUUCUUGUUAUUUUUUGUGUGCUAUCAUUGAAAAUUUAUUUCAUAGUUAA